Messenger RNA from Sporothrix schenckii 1099-18, 480 nucleotides. RefSeq lists its product as uncharacterized. Lineage: Eukaryota; Fungi; Ascomycota; Sordariomycetes; Ophiostomatales; Ophiostomataceae. The record is from RefSeq and is a predicted model, not a curated record. Bases 1 to 480 code for a protein of 159 amino acids. The transcript is spliced from 2 exons.
AUGUCUUGGUACCAAAAGAACUUUUCGCUGCCCGCAAAAUCGCGCGGGUCCUACCUCAUCACGGACACCAUCGUACGCGAACUGCCCGCGAUCAAAGACUACAAGGUCGGCCUGCUGCACCUCUUUAUCCAGCACACCAGCUGUGCUCUCAGCCUCAACGAGAACUGGGAUUCGGACGUGCGGGCCGACAUGAGUGACGCGCUCGACCGCAUUGCACCUGAGCAAGGGCCCAAGGGCGAGGCGCUGUACCGGCACGACGCCGAGGGCCUUGACGACAUGCCAGCGCACAUCAAGAGUGCGCUGGUGGGCGCAAGCGUGACGAUUCCGAUUUCCAACGGCCAGCUGGUAGGUCUCGUUUCCGUGCCGCCAUUCCGUUUUGUAACGGCCACCGGUACAUGGCAGGGCAUCUGGUAUCUGGAGUUCCGGGCGCACAAGCAAACGCGGCACAUUGUGGCGACGAUCCAAGGCGAGAAGGCAUGA